AUGCCCCGUCACAAAUUUCCGGCCGUCGGCUCGCAGGACUUUGAAGAUUCAUCUCCUGAAGGCGCGGCCUCAGUUUCAAUGAAUUUUAGAAGUGCCGCUACACGCAACAUCGUCCAGCCAACGGAGGCACCCGAGGGCAACGGCGUCGCCAGAAAAAGAAGGCCAAACCUCCGGCCAGAGGCCAAGGCCGUCCUGACGGCGUGGCUGACGGAGCAUCGCCACCAUCCGUACCCCACGGAGGAGGAGAAAGAUGCCCUUGUUUGCGAGGCAGGGGUGACUCUUGCGCAGGUUUGCAAUUGGUUCAUUAACGCUCGUCGCCGCCAAUUGCCCGGAAUGUUGCAGCAAGAAGGCUGCUCUCCAGAGAAUUAUACCAUAACUCGCAUGGGUAACCCCAAGUCCAAGCAAUCCCCUCCUGGGACUGGUGACUUUCAACCGUGUUGGCCCAUCGCGAGCCCAAAAUCUGAAUCUUGA
Messenger RNA from Hyalella azteca, 471 nucleotides. Its product is annotated as homeobox protein AKR-like. Gene Ontology annotation, biological process: regulation of transcription by RNA polymerase II. The record is from RefSeq and is a predicted model, not a curated record. The transcript has 3 exons. Lineage: Eukaryota; Metazoa; Arthropoda; Malacostraca; Amphipoda; Hyalellidae. Gene Ontology annotation, molecular function: DNA-binding transcription factor activity, RNA polymerase II-specific; RNA polymerase II cis-regulatory region sequence-specific DNA binding. Bases 1 to 471 code for a protein of 156 amino acids.